AUGGGUUGGCUUCAGCGACGGAUGGUGCGAAUGUGGAUAGUCAUCUCAAUCCUCUGCCUGCCGGUGCUCAUCGAUGCCGUCAAGGUGUCCUUCUACGGGGCGAGCCACAUCACGAUGCCGUUGCAAGAGUCCAAGAUUUCCACCAAUAUUCGGUUGCGGUUUCGGACGCGCCAAGAGAACGCCCUAAUGCUACUGACGGCGGGCCGUACCGACUACGCGCUGCUCAGCAUCGACGAGGGCAAAGUUAGGUUCAGCUUCAAGAUCGAUGACUACCAGACGGACCUCUGGUCACCGGUGACACUGAAGAUCAACGAUCUGCAGUGGCACGACAUUUCGAUUUCGCGCUACGCCGCCAACCUGACGCUGCAGAUCGACGAGUACUUUGCGACGAAGACGCUCCCGCCGAAGGUGGCGGAACUAAACGUUCACAUGGGUGUUCUGCUGGGCGGCAAGGGGGACUACAACGAGCCGUACCUGGGUGCGUUGGCCAACUUUCGGGGCUGCAUCGCCGACGUGUUCUACAACAACAUCAACAUCUUCAAGCGGGCCCGCGAAGGCACGGGUCACGCGACCACACAGGACGUAUCGUGGGUCUGCUCGCCCGAAUUCGAUGCUGACCGGGAAGUGCCGGUGAGCUUCCUGGACGACGAUAGCUACGCGGUGGUGCGGAAACCGACGUCCCGGUCCGGUGACCGGUGGAACUUUGAGUUCCGAACAAUCGAACCAUUCGGAACGCUGCUGAGCAACAUUCCGCGCUCGGCCAAGCACGACUACCUGAUGCUGGAGAUCGUGCAGAGCAAACUGCGGCUGCUGGUGGGCAAGGGCUCGAACGCGGUCGAACUGAUCCCGGAUCGGAACGUUUCCGACGGCAAGUGGCACAACGUGUCGAUCACCUACAGCCCGAUGCUAGUCGAUAUUGUCGUCGAUGAGCUAAGCAGCAGCGCGACAUUCGCCAACGGCAGCAGUCCGGUGAUCGAACUGGAGGAGGACUUCUUUCUCGGCGGUCUCGACGGCGAGCGUCACCGGAAGGCGUCACUGAAGCUGAUCCGCGAAACCGAAUCCAGCUUCAAGGGUUGCGUGCAGGGCAUUGUGCUGGACGAUGAGGCCAUCGGCUUCCCAAGCUUCACCGUCACGCACCACGUCACGGUGGACUGUGUGUGGAAGUAUCCGUGCAUCGAGAAGCAUCCGUGCAUCAUUAGUUCGCAGUGCCAGCACCAGGGGAUCGAGGAUUUCAUCUGCUACUGCGACCAGGCCUACUGCAUCAAGGCGGACUACGGCGAGCGGUACAAGAUUUUCACCCGCUCGAUGUCACGCGUCGAGCUGGAGCUCCUGGAAAUCAACCCGAUGUCGGUGAUGGAAGGUGGAAUCGCGUUCCUGUCGCGCGAGUACAUUGGCGUCCUGUUCGACUACCCGGAGAUGGGCGUGAAGGAGGCGUCGAUCAUAUUCCACAUCGUGCAGCCACCGAAGCACGGCCGGGUGACGAUCUCCUCGUACGGCCCGGAAGCCAACGGGACCGUGACGCAGACCAAGUUCUUCUCCCACAUCGAUCUCAGCACGGACAAGGUGAAGUACACACACAACGGGGACGAGCACCCGACCGAUCACAUGACGAUCGACAUGCAGCUCAUGUCGAUUUCGCGCGAAUCUAAGCUACCGGAUGUGUCCGGCAAGUAUCGGUUCGUCCUGCAUGUCAGCGUAACGCCCGUAAACGAUCCGCCCGUACUCCAGCUGCCUCCAAAUCGCCACCUCCGGAUUACGCAGGGUAUCCCAAAGGCACUGGGGACCGACGUACUAAGCGCGGACGAUCCAGACAGUCCACCGGACUCGCUGAUCUACACCAUCUUGAUGAGCCCCAACUCCGAGGCCCAGCAGGGCCGCAUCGAAGUCGGCGGAAAGUCCGUCACAACGUUCUCGCAGUCGGACAUUAACGCCGGCAGCGUGACGUACGUGAUCAACACAAAAGGCUCGGAGGACUCGCACUUCGAUCUGACGGUCCAAGUAUCAGACGGGAUAGAAACGAGUCCGGCCAGCUCGGUGCGUGUCUCGGUGUUGCCCCUGCAGCUGCGGAUGAUCAACAACACGGGCCUGGUGCUGAUUCACAAGUCGGCGGCGACGAUCACCCCCCACAAUCUCUCGUUCGUACCGAACGCGGACGAGGAAGUGGUCGACAUGAAGUUCGACGUCGUUCAAUCGCCACUGUACGGGAACUUGCAGAAGCUACGCACGGUGGACGCUUCGUGGGUUAACGUUGACUCUUUCACCAGCAGCCAAGUGAUGCUCGGGCAGAUCCGGUACCUCCACGUGACGGACUUUCCACAGCACGAUGAGUUUAAGUUCACCAUAUCGCUGGGACCGGUUACAACGCCGACUUACGAUUUCCGGAUCUCGUUCACGAAGCUGCGGAUCGGCAUCGUGCGACAAAACAAUAUGCACAUCAGCACCAAAGACAACACGAUCCGGGUGGACUUUCUGUUCCACCAAACGACCCCUAUCGUGACGCUGGCCCGCAACGUCAUCUACACCGUCGUGACGGCACCGAAGUUUGGGCUGAUCUACGUCGAGGGGCAUCCGCAAACGGCCCGCCCGGGACACUCUUUUACCCAGCACGAGGUCGACAAGAAUCUCAUCAAGUACCGCACGUACCGCUCCUCGUAUGGCAGCUUCAUCGAUACGUUCGAGUUCCUGGUCAGCGUGCCCGAGUGUGAGGACGUUCAGGGCAAGAUUGACUUCAUCUACACCCCGCCCGAUUACCUGGCAAAACAGAUCAUCUACCAGAAGCGCGAGAAGCUGUACGUGCACGAGGGCAACAGGACGGCCCUCUCGCGGACUAACUUUGAGGUGUACUUUAACAAGUUCAACUAUCUCUCGUUCAACCUGACGCACCACCCGAAGCACGGCAAAAUCUGUAUGCUGAAUCCGCGCACUUUCGAGGCGAAGGACAUCGGCAUCGGGUUUACGCUGCAGGACCUCUUUCUUGGAGACAUCCACUACUGCCACGACGACUCGGAGUCGACGCGCGACGCCUUCCGGCUGCUGAUCCUGUCGGACGACGAGACGGACUUUCAGUACGUGUGUGAGAUACAGGUGGAAAUUACGCUCCAGAACGACAACGGCCCGUACCGGGUGUUCGACAAGGUGUUCCACAUUGUGCGCGACGAAACGAAGCUGGUGACGGCGGGUGAUCUCAAGUACGCCGAUCCGGACAUUGAAACCCGCCCGACUGACAUCGAGUACCGUUCGGUAAGCUGCUCGAAUGGGGAGCUGUACCGGAACGGAAAGAUGUCGGAGCAGUUCACCCAGGAUGACCUGGACCACGGGCGGAUGCUGUUCCAGCACAACGGGACGGACAACGGGAAACUGUCGUUCAUUGUGACCGACGGACUGUACGAGGUGCCCGGUUCACUGGAGAUCGAAGCGUCCGAUCCGUUCCUGAGGGUGCGCGAGAGUAACGCUUCGAUCGUGCAGGAAGGGCGCGCCGUCCUGCUGACCGGGGGCGAUCUCGCCAUCGACACAAACUUGAACGCAAAACCACACGAGAUCGAGUACCGGGUGAUGAGUGGGCCGAACAACGGGCUACUGAAGCUGUUCCUGCCGAAGUUCGAUACGGGCCAGCUACAUCGGCUGAACAAUGCGACCACGGCGUCCAAUUUUUCGCAUGCCGACGUCCUCGGUGAGCGAAUCGUAUACUGGAACCGGGAUGUGGCAUCGAUGGAUCGAAUCAAGUAUCGGGUGGGCACGAAGGGCGUGUGGAGCGAGGGUGAGAUUAUGCUCCGCAUCUACCCACCGGCGUACUGGGAGCAGCUGCGAAUACGGCGCAACCAGACUCUGUUCGUCGAAGAGUCCACUAGUGUCAUCAUAUCGCGGGAUGUGCUGGAGAUUGUUCACCCAAACAUUUCGCCCGGUGACAUUACAUAUCUGGUAACGACGCAACCCCAGCACGGUUACCUGGAGAUUCAGUCUAUCACGUCCGACGAUGAGUACAACUCGAAAGUGUUUGACCAGUCGACGAUCAACGCGGAGAAAAUGUUCUACAUUCAGGCCGGCGUCAAUCAGUCGUCCGAUUGCUUCACGUUCGAUGUGACCAACGGUAUCACCUGGCUGCGCGAUCUGAUGAUGAAGAUUGUGAUCAUUCCGGAGCAUCUGUACAUCCGCACUGGUGAAAUCGUCGUCGAGGAGGGAAAAACGGUCAGUCUGACUCCGGAAGACAUGAUGCCGUACUCGGAGUACUACGUGGGGAAGAUACUGGAGUACAAAAUACUGGAUCACCCGCUGCACGGUGGCAUACGGGCCGGGAAGUCGUCGAAGGUGAACCGUUUCACACAGAAGCAACUCGAGGCGGGCGUGAUCACGUACGUCCACAACGGGAGUGAAAACUCGUCCGACACAAUCCGCCUGGUGGCGUUGAGCCGCAGCAAGGAGAGUGUACCGUUCCUACUGUCCAUUCGCAUUCUACCCAUCAACGACGAGGUUCCGCUGCUCGUCACCAACACCGGGCUGCACAUGUGGAUCGGUGGAAAAUCCAUGAUUGGGAGCAAAGACCUAAUGGCCCAAGACUACGACACACCACCGGAGAACCUAACCUUCCACAUUCAGCAGAUGACCGGCGGAUACCUGGCGUUCAAGGACAGCUACAACAAAAAGGCGCACACCUUCACCCAGCAGGACAUCAACGGCAACGUGGUGUACUUCAUCCACGACAGCAGCAACCAGAACGGCAAGGUGGUGUUCUACGUGAGCGACGGAGUGCACAACACCAGCGAGAGUGUCCUGCACAUCGUCACCAACCCGGUGGCGCUGGAAGCGAUCCGGAACGAGGUGCUCCACGUGUUUCCGCUGACCCGCAAGCAAAUACUGCCCGAUCAGCUUUACUACAAGUGCUCCGACGACGACCGGGACGUGAAGUACGUCGUCACGAUCCCGCCACAGAUGGGUCGGCUGCUGUUCGAGCAGGUCGAGUUUGGGUACUCGAACGAGAUCAGCGAAUUCACGCAGUACGACGUGGAGAAUGGGCGCAUCUUCUACGAGCACACGCACGCCAUGGUGGAGCUCAAGACGAACGAUUCGUUCUACUUCGACGUGACGGCGCCCCUGUCCAACAGUUUGGUGGACCAGAUUUUCUCCAUCGACGUGUCGGUUUCGUCGGGCGGGCUGCUGCGCUUCCUGCCGGUACCGCGGAUCACACUGGAAGAGGGCGAAUCGGCACCGAUCAAGCUGGACCUGUCGAAGGUGCUCGAGUACCUGGAGACGCGGGCCGGCAUCGGUGCGCCGGAGCUGUACAUUGAGGUGCACCCUCCGGCGCACGGGAUCGUCGAGCUGGGUGACGAAAGCCCCGAGGUGAAUCGCUUCUCGCUGAACGACUUCUACUCCAGCAAAGUGAUCUACCGGCACGACCACUCGGACACGGUCGAGGACAAGAUUUCGCUGGCCGUGUUUCUGGUGCCGGGCCACCUUUUUCUCUGCAACAUCACCAUCCCGGUGACGAUCAACCCGGUGAACGAUCAGCCGUUCCAUCUGCUCACCCCCUCGCCCCACAUCUCGGUGAUCGAGGGCGAGAACGAAACGAUCACCUCGACGCACCUGCUGACGGAGGAUGCCGAUACGGAUCCGCGGGACAUCGUGUACGAUGUGAUCAGUGGGCCCAACCUGGGCGUGCUGCUCAAGAUAUCGGACGAGGGCUACCCGCAGGACAUCAUCACCUACGGCAAUCAGUUCACACAGGCGGACAUCAACGAGAACCGGAUCAUCUACACACACUCGGGCACACCGCAGUCGACUACCUUCUACUUCCGGGUGUCGGACGGCAAGUUCAAGCCGGCGUACGAGAUCUUCAACCUCAAGAUACUGCCCAUCACGAUCCUGCCCGGGUUCGGCAGCCAGCCGAUCAUGGUCCAGCAGGGCUCAAACCUGGGCGUGCUGGAGCCGCGGCACGUCGUGGUCGAAACGAACGUCCAGAAGGGUCGGAUCGUGUACAACAUCACGAAGAGCGCCCUCGGUGGGAUCAUCAUUGCGAACAACAAACCGAUCCUAAAGUUUACCCAGCGCCAGCUCGAGGAUGGCAAGAUCAGUUACAUGCAGACGGACAUGAGCCGCUCGAACGACACGUUCCAGUUGGAUGCGUUUAUCCCGGACACGACUUCCGCCUGCCUGGUGGAUGUCCACGUGAUCGUGCAGCCAUUCAUCAUCAUCAACCCCAUUACGAUCACACCCGGCGAUCGGGUUCGGCUCAGCUCGACGUUCAUCUUCGACAACCCGGCCCAGCUGAAGCUGAACCGGUACAACCCGAAGAUAACGAUCACCCGGCGGCCGAAGUACGGGCGGCUGAAGAAGAUCGUCCGCAGCACGGGACUCGACUACGCGGAGCAACCGAGCGACAAGGACAUCAGCACUUUCACCUACAAGGAGCUCAAGAGUGGCGUCAUCUACUACGCGGCACGCAAGUUCAAUCAGGACUUCCAGUCGAUCAACGACAACUUCGAGUACGUCCUGUCGACGAAGACGGCCCAGCCCGGCCAGGGUACGGUUCCGAUCGAGAUCUACUCGCCGGCGCGGGCCCACGAUAGCAGUGACGUCAACAUUGUCACAACCGAGUCAACCAUCCCGCUUGACUACCUCAUAGCGGGCUGCGUCGCCGCGGCCACAAUCAUCCUCAUCCUCAUCACCGUGCUGCUGCUGCGCUGUCGCUCCAAGUCCGCGCGCAAAGGCGACCCGGACAAGGACCAGCCACCGUCGCUACCAAGGCCACCGGACUUUAUGACGCUCAGCAACCGGAUGUACACGCCGUCGGAGAACGAGUCGCUGCCGGUGACCAACUCCUCGACGCCGCUUCCGAUCAUGAGCAGCAUCCCACACUGCAAGGUGAUCCCGAUCGGGGGCCUCGACAACACGCUCCAGCUCGACUCCGAGACGGACGACAUGAUGGACGGCGAGCUGCUACCGAACCUGGGCCACGGCUACCGGUACGGGGGAUACGGGGACGAGAACGGGGACGAGUGCUGGAGCUCGUCCUGCGACAUGGGACCCGACGUCAAGUAUUCCACGAUUUCCCGACCCCAUCUACUGCAGCACCAUCUGCUGCAACAGCACCAACAACUGUUGCCACUGCAGCCCCAACCGUUGCAGCAGCACCAGCAACCUCUAUCAACACCGCAGCUUUCGAAAGCGAAUCCUCUACUUCGCCGUAAUCAGUAUUGGGUUUAGGUCGCGCCAGACGAGGGACAGGGCGGCACGGGACGAAGCCGGAAAGGACCAACGGCAAGCUGGAAUCUUGUCGCCAUAGGGUGUGCCAUAACGGAGCGAAUGGGAGCCGAACGAUUUUGUAAAUAAUUCUUUCCCACCCUCAAAAAGGGGUGGCCCUUUAUCCAUUAGGAGCGUGAGGAAGGUGAUAAAAUUGAGUGAAAACGCAUCUCCUCGUUUCAGUUCGUAGGGACAUUACAUUACGUUACUAUAUUGAUCGGACGGAUGUUGCGGACCGACUUGCUAUGCAAACCGGUGUCUCGCGCCUUCUUCCCCUACCUUCAACCCUAGCUGGCCCUAGCACUGUCUACGGCAAAUGGAACGUAUAGUCAAUUAUCCUCCCGCGGGGUAGCUCUGCCGCUCUACUUGUUCUAUUACUAACGCGUGUGAAUGUAGACUCGAAAAUGGCGCACGCGAGGCGCGAGUGAACGCACAAAGGGUCGGUUCACGAUUUACUCUAGCUAAAAACGAUAA
This is a messenger RNA of Anopheles cruzii, 7707 nucleotides long. It is a transcript of the gene kon, whose product is annotated as chondroitin sulfate proteoglycan 4. Lineage: Eukaryota; Metazoa; Arthropoda; Insecta; Diptera; Culicidae. The record is from RefSeq and is a predicted model, not a curated record. Bases 1 to 7197 code for a protein of 2398 amino acids. The transcript is spliced from 9 exons.